AUGGCAGAAACACACAAUCACCAAUCCCCUGCAACGGAACUCUCCAAAGCAGAGCGCUUCAAAGCUACACACCUCGCCGCGCGCCAUGGCAAUUACCACCAAUAUUAUGCUAAGUUCCGGGCACCCACCGUUCCGGACGAGCGCCUUUCCAUUCUGCCAUCAGACAUCCUUCGCAACGCGCGUGUGAUAGAUCUAGGCUGCAACGCGGGAAAACUGACCCAUGAAGCGAUGGUGCAUUGCGGCGCGGCCGCCUCAGUCGGCGUCGAUAUCGACCCGUGGCUAGUCGAGCAGGCCAAGGCCACGUACCCGGAAGGGCCGUGCACUUUUGAGCACUUUGACUUCGUGGAUACGUCCGCGUAUACAGGUACCGCACUGGGCAAGUUCGACGUUGUCCUAUUGCUCUCCGUGACCAAGUGGAUACAUCUCAACAACGGAGACUCCGGGAUUUUGAGACUAUUUGCGCACAUACAAAGCAUACUGAAUGAUGGGGGCUAUCUCAUCGUGGAGCCGCAGCCUAUGAGCAAUUAUGCGAGAGCUUCAAAGAAGAAUAAAGAACUGAGAGAGACAUAUAAGACGAUCCAAAUCAAGCCACCGUUCGAGAAUGAGUUGAAAGCGCUGGGAUUUGAGAGGAUACUGCAAUUUGAGAGGGAUGAAGAGGGCUUUGCUAGGCCCGUACAUGUUUGGAAAAAAUUAUCAUAA
Molecule: messenger RNA, 699 nt
Organism: Penicillium longicatenatum
Lineage: Eukaryota; Fungi; Ascomycota; Eurotiomycetes; Eurotiales; Aspergillaceae
Product: class I SAM-dependent methyltransferase
Exons: 1
Coding region: 1-699 (232 amino acids)
Molecular function (GO): O-methyltransferase activity; RNA methyltransferase activity
Source: RefSeq, a predicted model, not a curated record